This is a messenger RNA of Lachancea thermotolerans CBS 6340, 1008 nucleotides long. RefSeq lists its product as uncharacterized. NCBI's taxonomy places the organism in Eukaryota, Fungi, Ascomycota, Saccharomycetes, Saccharomycetales, Saccharomycetaceae. The record is from RefSeq and is a predicted model, not a curated record. The coding region runs from base 1 to 1008 and encodes 335 amino acids. The transcript has a single exon.
AUGGAGACGCUAAUUUCAUCGUUGGACUGCUUAAAAGACAGAGGCUACGAGUUUGCUGUGUUAGUUAAGCGCCCUGAUGCAGACGUCCAAGCUAUAUAUUCAGACUCUGUCGAUCCGGAAGCACAAUUGUUACUUGAGAACGCCAUGCGAGUGAUUCCAAGAACAACAACCUCCUUUUCGAUUGGAUGCCAGCGCAAUAAGCGCCAGCCGCCGCGAACUCAGCGCCUACUGUUGUCAGAUAAGACCCAAGUGGAUUUUUACUUCCAGAGCGUUUUUUGUGUUAUUAAUCAACAGCGAUGCAAGGCCAUCGCCAAGGCGUGGAUCAAGGUGGUGGAGCCUAAGAAGCAAUCCAAAUAUCCCUAUAUCAAAGGUGAAGCUUCCAAGCCAUCAUGGUGGCCAAGCGAUGUGGUGCAUCGUGGUUCGGACCACCUCAAAAAGCCCGAGCGGAUUCGGCUUUUAGUCGCAAUCCUCAGCCGGCAUCUUCCUUCACUUAACGAUAGUAAGCUCUUUCUCAAGCUGAAAAGGUCAACAAGCUCACUGCCGAUUUCUGAAGACCCGUACCAACAGUGGGCUUUAGAAGAUGCAUACAAUGUUUGCUGGGCCUUAUGUACUGGGCAAGAAGUUGUCACUGCACUUGACUUGAGCUAUGCAUUGCCUCAGGAGUUGGAUGAUGCUUCAAGAAAAAAGGGUGAUGGGUUCGAAGAGGCAUUUGCGCUCGACAAAGGUAAAUCAAUCAGUUUUGAGAAAUUUAGCAGACCAGGCAGCACGCCAUUAUCAAGCUCACGAAGCUCUUGUGGCGAGCAAAGCCUACAAAACAACGAAACUGCCCCAAUCUUUCCGGAUGCUUUAGAGUUUCCGACUUCUGAUGAAUCUGAGGAUAACGUGAAUACGAGGCCUUUUGCCCAGCAAGUUCUUGAGUUCCCCGAUCAUUUUUACUUGGACGAACUAGCUUCAAGUGUCCUAAAUCAAGAAGCAGUGUACGUUGGAAAUUCUCGGGUACCAUUCUGA